AUGGAUAUCGUGAUUAAAUUGAACAGCCAAACGGUAGGAAAAGACAAAAUCGCAAGGCUGUGUCAAUAUUCCUGCCGAGCAUUAUGGGCCAGCAAAGAAGGAUCGGAAUCGCUCGAAACGAUUAAAUUGUUGAAACACAUUGAAAGCAUUUUAAGUUCAUUCCGCAAAUUGCUACGCUUCGGAAAAGGCUUUGAAGUGCUGUACGCUGCAAUCGGAAGUCUGAAGUCCAAAGAGCAUUGCGACCAACUGUUUAUUGUGCUUGGAAAGUUAGCGUCGGGAUUUUUUCUGCUAGCCGACCAUGUCGUAUGGCUAUCACGGUCCGGAAUAAGCAAAGACAUCAACACAGCUCAAUGGGUCGAUCGUUCGAAUCGCUUUUGGUUGAUUUCAAUCCUGUUCAAUCUUUGCCGGGACGCGCAGCAACUGUACCGGCAGUUCGUGUAUUACAGCAGAUCAAACGUUCGGAAUCUACAAAGGACACUGUAUGCAUUCUACCGCGAAAACCAACCGCUGCUUGUCGACACGCUCAAGAACGUUUGUGACGUAUUUAUUCCACUGAACGGGCUCGGAAUCGUGCUUGUGUCGAAUGAAACCAUUGGCAUGCUAGGAGCAAUUUCUUCCAUAAUGGGACUGUUACCGUUACUGUACCCAAGAUUAAAGUUUUAG
Messenger RNA from Anopheles marshallii, 663 nucleotides. It is a transcript of the gene Pex11ab, whose product is annotated as peroxisomal membrane protein 11A. Gene Ontology annotation, biological process: regulation of peroxisome size; peroxisome fission. The record is from RefSeq and is a predicted model, not a curated record. NCBI's taxonomy places the organism in Eukaryota, Metazoa, Arthropoda, Insecta, Diptera, Culicidae. Gene Ontology annotation, cellular component: peroxisomal membrane. Bases 1 to 663 code for a protein of 220 amino acids. The transcript has 3 exons.